AUGAGUGGUGUGGCAGUUUUAGAUGGAAUUGAUGAUCGAGACAUUCCGAAAAUGGAAUUGUUGACUGCCGCUUUCAAUAAUGAUUUGGAAAAGGUUGGUUUGAUAUUUAUGAAAAAAAUACUGUUUCAAAAAAUAUAUUAGUUUUGAACAUCCGAUAUUUUGGAGUUUUUGAAUUGUCUGAUGGAGAAUAAAAAAAUGGAGAAUAAAAAAUCAGUAAUAAAAAUCGAACAUUUUUCUAGUUUUCAAGAUCUUCAAGAAUAUUUUUUUUUCCGAAACAAAGAAAAACAAAAAUUUUAUCUGUUAAUUGUUCACUGUUUCAAAGUUUCUACAUAAUUUUUUUUAUUUUUGAAUUUGUUGAAAUUGUUUAAAAUAAUGAAAAAAGUUUUUACUUUUUCAGAUUUAUAAAUUUUAUGGAAAACAUGUUUUUUUUAGAAAAGGGUUUCCAUCAAAAUUAUAAAAUUAUGAUCCAAAAAUUUAUUGAUUGAUUUGCAGAUCGAUAAUUUAAUGCGAAAUGGUCAAGUUCACAUCGAUUCAACCGAUGAUGAUGACGUCACAGCUCUCCAUAUCGCAGCCGCAAUGGGAAAUAACAAUCUAACAAAACGACUCCUUGAUUAUGGUGCCAAUAUCGAAUCAUGCAAUCAAUUAGGUCUCACAGCAUUUCAUCACGCAGCUCGCGAAGGAAAACUUGCUGUUAUUGAUACACUUCUACAACGCGGUGCAAAUUAUAAGGCUUUGACAUAUAUGGGAGUAAACGCAUUGACAUUAGCAUCAGCUGGAGGACAUGCAGAUGUUGUGAAGAAAUUAUUGAGUUUGAGGUGAGCUGGGCGCCAAAAACCACGUGGAAAUUUGAAAAUUAAAAAAAUCAAUUCAGAUUUGCUUUUUAAAAAAAUUACUGUUUCAAAAUAUUCACAAAUUUUUUAGUGAUUUUUUGAAAUUCAAUUAACACAGCAUCACUUCGAGAAAAUGCUUUACUGAAAAAUUCACUGUUUCAAAAACUUUCUAAAUUUUUCGUUUUGAAUUUUAUUUAUUUAUUUUGAUACGAAGUUUUUAUCCUCAAAGAAUUGUGCCAGUUUUUUUUCAAAAUUUAUUUUGGAAAUUGAAUUCUCAGCUCCAAAAUUUGUUUUCUCAAUUUGAGUUUGAAUGUCGGUUAUUUUGAAAAAAUUUACUGUUUCAAGAUUUCUUGAAAUUUUUUUUCGAAAAUAAUUUUUUCUUGGUUUAUUUUGUGAUAUUGGGUGUAAUUUAUUUUUGUAAAAAAAAUUCACUGUUUCAAAAAUUUCUGAAAUUUUUGAACAUCAAAAUGCUGUUCAAUUGUAUUAUCAAUGUCAAACUGUGUGGCACCAAAAUGAAAAAAAAUAAAAGUUUUGUGUGUCGCUACAGUAAUCUCAACACACAUUACUAUUAUUACUGUAGCAACACACAAAAUUCUGUUUAUGAAAAUUAAAAAAAUCAAGUGAAAAUUUCUUUUCGUUUCUUCAGAGAUGAAAAUUGGCGAUCUUCACCGCGUAAUCGAUCUUUAGCCCCAACUCCAUUAAUUGCUGCAACAUGUUUCAAAAGUUCCCAAAUCUGUAAUUAUUUAACCCGAGCUGGAGCUGCAAUUGAUGAAACUGUCGACACUUUGAAAGGUCUUUCGGCUCUAUCAACUGCAAUAUUAUGCACUCCUGGUGUUUAUAUGGUAACUUCUUUAUUGGAUUUGGGAGCAAAUCAAUCGAAAAGAACUUUGCACCGAUAUAAUGCAAUGGAAUUGGCAAAAGCUCUUAAUAGAAAAGAUAUUUUGAAUGUUUUGUAUGAAAAAAGAGCACCAAGGAAUAGUGAGUUUUUAUUUUUCAACUAGUUUUAUGCGUCAAAAUUUUCUCAGUUGUCAAAUUUAGAAAAAAGGUUUUGGAUACGUUUCAAAAUUUGACCAAAUAAUUUUUGAAUUUUUAAGGAAGUGAUUUUUUUUUCAAUUCGGUGAGAAAUAUUAUAGUUUUUUUUUUAAUUUUCAGAAAUUUACCUGAAAUUUUAUUUAAAAAUCCCGAAACUGAAAUUGAGUAGUGAAUUUUCCGACAUUAAAAUUUUUCUUAAUUUCUAAAUCUUUCUUGUUUAUUAAUUUUCAAAAUCACCGAAAAUUAAGUGGAAAUUUUGAAACAGUGAAAAAUUAAUAAUAAAAAAUUUUCAAAUUUGGUUUUUUCGCGCCAAAACUGUCAAGUUCACCCUAAUAAACUUCAUGUUUCCAGAACUCGAAUCACAAUUCGAUAUUCGUAAACACAUCGCCGAAGAUAAUCUACCAGAUCGAGUAUCAGAUCAACCAUCUCAAGAUGGUUGUACACUUCUGAUGUUUGCUACAAUAGUUCGAAGUAUAAAUUCAGCUAAACUUUUAUUAUCAAACAAUAUUGAUAUAAAUACACGAGAUAAUAUGCAUAUAACAGCUCUUCAAAUAGCUUCACUUCUUCGAAUCGAUGAAUUAAUUCAAUUAUAUUUGAGUAGAUCAGCACAAACAACUGAUAUCAAUAAAUAUGGAGUCAGUGCUUACGAUUUAUUUUUGCAUAGUUCGGAUGUUUUGGAGGCGACGAAUUUGCGAAUGCAAUUACAUCCAAAUCGACCGCCACAAUUGGAAAUGAAAUUGAAUUUUAGUAGUUCGAGUUCGAGUUUGUAUAAGACAUUUCAGACGAAGGGAUGGUUGAAUAAAAUGUCGUCGCAGAUAUUUUUGAAUUCGAUGGAGAAACCGAUGGAAUCGAAGAUUGAACCGAAACAUUGGUUGGAAGCCAUUACACUUUAUCAACCAGCAAAGGAACGCAAUUCUUGUGUCAGUUUUUUUUCUUUGGGAAAAAUAUUUUGCUGUUUCAAAUGCAGUUGAAAUUUUUAACUUGAAUCAAAUUUUAGUAUUUUUUUUUUGAGAAAGACACCAGAGUUUUGAUAACUUGAAAAAAAUUGGACCAAAUUAUGUGAGAAACCUCCCAACUUGGUAUUGAUUGAUAAAUCCCUAGCAAAUGUUCAAAAAUUAUUUGAAACAGUGAAAUUUUAACAUUUUCUGGAAUUAUUCGAAAUUUUGUUUUUUUUUGAAAAAAUAUUUCACUGUUUCAAAUUUAGUUGAAAGUUUUGAAUUGGUUUUGAUAUUUCGAUGGACUAGUGAGAGAGAAUUAUUUCAACAUUUUUUGAGAAAGAAAUCAGAGUUUUGAUAACUUGAAAGAAAAACCUUGGAACAAAUUGUGUGUAAAAGCUAGAAGCAAGAUAUUAACUGAAUAAAAAUCCCUAGAAAAAAAUUUAAAAUUAUUUGAAACAGUGAAAUUUUAGGGUUUUUGUCAGGUUUCUUUUUGAGAAAAAUCCACUGUUUCAAAGUUGCUAGGUAAUUUUAUUUUGAUGUUGAGACCGUGUUGUAUUUCUCGAUACCGAUGUUUCUUUUAAUUCCAAAUUAUGAAAAGAACAUUUGUAAAAAAUAGUUGAACUGGAAAUUGGCUGAAACUCCCUAGAAAAAAAAAUAUGAAUUUUUUUGACAUUUUUUCUAGAUAAGUGAGGCUCUACCUACAUUUCUCUGAAACAGUGAAAUUUUUAGGAUCUCUGAAUUAGAGCGAACUUUCAAUCAAAAAUAGUUUCUACGGUUUCCAAAUCUAUAUUUUGAAACAGCAAAUUUUUCUGAAAAAAAAACAUUUCCAAAAGUGUGUGAAACAGUGAAUUUUGUUGAAAUUUCGAUUUCAAAAAAAUCUGGUUUACCAUUUCUUAAAUCUUAUAUUAUCAUAUUUUUUCACUGUUUCAAUAUUUUAUGAAAUUUCCAGUGUGAUUUUUUCAUUUAUUACACCUCGAUUCAUAGUAAUCAAAUUAUUCCGAAUAAAUUUUCAGAAAUUCGCGAGCGUCGAAGAAAUCCUCCGUGGCACAAAACCAGCUCGUUCACCCGAAUCAAAUCCAUAUGACAUGCAAACCGACGCACUUCGAAAUUAUAUGGAAGAAUGUCAAUCAUUUCAGCCCACGUGUUUUUGUGAUUUUUAUGGCGAAAAAGAGGCGGCACAAAAUGCACCACUUUUUCCGCAAUAUGAUAUUGCACAAAAUCAUGCGGCUACUUCAGGUAAGAGAAUUCAAAUGCAAAUAAACUACUGUAGAUUGAAAAGUACGUGAUAAAGCUGUUUUCAUGAUUUUGUGAUCAGAAGAAGUCAGGAACCUCAUUGAAAUAUGUUCUGACUUGAAAAUUUUGGAUAAAAAUGUUAAUCAAAUUUAUAUUUACAAAUUUUUCCUGUUUCAAAAUAUUCAUGAAUAUUUUUAUUUAUGGCAGAAAAUCAAUAAGAGAACCGUAAUUAUGUUUCAAUAAAAAAAUUCACUGUUUCAAAAAUUGUAUGAUAUUUUGAAGUUUUCACAUAAUAUUAUUGGGCAGCCUUAUUUUAAAAGAACCAAUUUUUGGAAGCGAAAAAAGUUUCUACAAUUUCCAGAAUGUUCACUGUUUCAAGUUUUCAUAAAAUUUUGGACUUUGUUUUUGGGUUCAGUGAAUUCCAUAUAAUUUAUCUAAAAUUCUGAACUUCAGAAAAAAUUUAAAUUUCUUUUCAGGCUACGCAACAAAUCGAAAAUUCCCCCGAAACUCUUUGGUUCUACACCGAAAAGAUAGUAUUGAUCGAGACAGUUUGGAUCGACAUCAUUAUCGAAAACCUCGAACAUUUUCAAUGGUCGAAUCACAAUCACAAAAUCAAAUGAGAACAACACCGAGAAUGUUGAAGAAAUCGAGAGAUUUAGCUGAAAACACGUGUUAUUCAGUGGCUCCGAGAAGAUCUAUGCAGGUUCCGACAGUUGUUGUUGGAAAUGGUGGAGGAACUGGUGGAAGACCGAGACAGGUUCAAACACAAGUUAUCACUGAUGGUGAGUUCGAAUAUGAUUAGAUUAUGUUGGAAUUUCAAAAGAAAUUUUGAAACAGUUAAUUUUUUCUGGAAAUUUAUUUUUUAAUUAGGAAUGAUGAGUUUUCCUAGAGCGUGAAUUUUCUAAUUUUUUCAAAGUUUUCACUGUUUCAAAAAUUCUAUACAUUUCAAAACUGUUCAUGGAUUUUUGCUAGACCCGUACAAGAACAUUUGAAACAGGGAAAAAUUUUUGAAAUUAAAUUUUUAUUAAAAUAGAAAUGCGAUUUUUCUAGAGAAUCUUUUAGCUUUAUACUUUUCAGUUUUUCACUGUUUCAAAAUUCCGAUAACUUUUUUGAAUAGAUCUGGGAAUCUGAUGAAAAUGAACUUCUGCUUCAAAUUUCUUUGUUUGUAAUCAGAAAAAGUUAGUCUUUGAAAACUGAUCUCUAAAAAUAAACUGUUUCAUUUUUUUUUUCAUUUCACAAUAGAACUUGAAUAAAAUUUGAGACAGUGAAAUUUUUCAAAAAUUAUUUUUUUUCGGAAAAUUUGUAAAAAAAAUUAAUUUUCGAUUUUUCAAAAUUUUUCACUGUUUCAAAAAUUGGAUAUAAUAUAAAUAUUAUUUUGAAAUUAUUCCGCUGCGUUUUUUAUGAAUAUCGAAUUUUCCAGAAAUGAUUUGGUCUCAAUUCAUGCGAAGAAAUCAACGAGAAUUAAUGAAGAAAUUGAUGAAAGAGGAAAUCGAUCAUUACGUAAGCUUUAAGCUGAAAUUUCAACCAAAAAACAAAAUUUUUCAGAGCUUCAUGAGUUUAACCGAUGAAAAUCUUCAAGAAAUGAAUAUUGCUUCAGACUGUGAAAAACAAGUUAUCAAAGAGAUUCAGAGAUAUUUGCAGAGUGGAAGUUUAUAG
Messenger RNA from Caenorhabditis angaria, 5689 nucleotides. The record is from the annotation of a GenBank genome assembly. Lineage: Eukaryota; Metazoa; Nematoda; Chromadorea; Rhabditida; Rhabditidae.